Molecule: messenger RNA, 762 nt
Organism: Gadus chalcogrammus (walleye pollock)
Lineage: Eukaryota; Metazoa; Chordata; Actinopteri; Gadiformes; Gadidae
Product: homeobox protein HMX1-like
Exons: 2
Coding region: 1-762 (253 amino acids)
Biological process (GO): regulation of transcription by RNA polymerase II
Cellular component (GO): nucleus
Molecular function (GO): DNA-binding transcription factor activity, RNA polymerase II-specific; RNA polymerase II transcription regulatory region sequence-specific DNA binding
Source: RefSeq, a predicted model, not a curated record
AUGAUUCAAGACCGGGACCCGACGGACCCGAGUCCCAUCUGCUCCUCGUCUCGUUCUUCCAGAGCUCCGUCGUCCUUUUUGAUCGAAAACCUGCUUCGGUCCACGCUGACCAGCACGUGCAGAAGAGAUUCGGUGGAACAGGGCGCGGAGGAGAGCGCGAGUCUCUCCGUGGAGGUGCUAGGCCGCUCCGGGACGUCCCGAGGAGAGGCAGAAGAAGCUCAGGACAGCUCGAGCACCGAGGCGCGCGGUCACGCCUCGUCUCUCACCCGUCACGUGGUGGACGGUGAUGACGAUGAUGAUGACGAUGAGGACGACAACACGAACCCGAAGGCCGCGGAACGGAAGAAAAAGACGCGCACCGUCUUCAGCCGCACGCAAGUGUUCCAGCUGGAGUCCACCUUCGACCGGAAACGCUACCUGAGCAGUUCGGAGCGCGCGUCGCUCGCGGCGACGCUGCAGCUCACCGAGACGCAGGUUAAGAUCUGGUUCCAGAACCGCCGGAACAAGUGGAAGAGGCAGCUCGCGGCCGACAUGGAGGCGGGCGGCCACGCGGGAGAGAUCCCCGCCUUCUCCACCCAGAGGAUAGUGCGCGUGCCGAUUUUGUAUCACGAAAACUCAGCGGCGGGGACUCUGCCGCAGAUGAUGGCAUCUUCGUCACCGUCGUCUUUGGUUGGAUACUCGAACCCGUUCAGCCACCCCCUGACCUAUCACCUCGGUCACCCGCUGGCUUUUGUAACAUCACAAAUGACCGGUCGGGUGUGA